Molecule: messenger RNA, 1496 nt
Organism: Poecile atricapillus (Black-capped chickadee)
Lineage: Eukaryota; Metazoa; Chordata; Aves; Passeriformes; Paridae
Gene: POU3F2
Product: POU class 3 homeobox 2
Exons: 1
Coding region: 108-1415 (435 amino acids)
Biological process (GO): brain development; regulation of transcription by RNA polymerase II
Cellular component (GO): nucleus
Molecular function (GO): RNA polymerase II cis-regulatory region sequence-specific DNA binding; DNA-binding transcription factor activity, RNA polymerase II-specific
Source: RefSeq, a predicted model, not a curated record
CCGCGCGGGCCGGGGGGGCGCGGGCGCCGCGCGGCGCCCGAGGCGAAAAAGUAGCUGUCAAAUGCGCGGCGCCUUUAACCGGCGCGAUCAGUGCGGCUCGGCGAGUCAUGGCGACCGCAGCCUCCAACCACUACAGCCUGCUCGCCUCCGGCUCCCCCAUGGUGCACGCCGAGCCGCCCGGCGGCAUGCAGCCCGGCGGCGGCUACCGCGACGCCGGCGCCCUGGUGCAGGCGGACUACGCGCUGCAGAGCAACGGGCACCCGCUGAGCCACGCUCACCAGUGGAUCGCGGCGCUGUCCCACGGCGGCCCCGGCGGUGGCGGCGGCGGCGGCGGCGGCGGGGGCGGCGGCGGCGGCGGCGGCGGCGAGGCGCCCUGGUCGGCGGGCGCGCUGGGCCAGCCCGACAUCAAGCCGGCGGUGGUGCAGGCGGGCGGGCGCGGCGACGAGCUGCCGCCGCCGCCGCAGCACCCGCCGCCGGGGCGGGCGCCGCACCUGGUGCACCACGGCGGCGGCGGCGGAGGGCACCACGCGGCGGCGGCGGCGGCGGCGGCGGCAGCGGCGUGGCGGGCGGGCGGCGCGGCGCACCUGCCGCCCGGCAUGGCCGCGGCCAACGGCGCGCAGGCGGGGCUGCUCUACUCGCAGCCGCCCGGCUUCACCGUCAACGGGAUGCUGGGCGCCGGGCAGCCGGGGCUGCACCACCACGGCCUGCGCGACGCCCACGAGGAACCGCCGCCGGGGCCGCCGCACCACGGCCCCGAGCACCCGCCGCCGCCCCACGGCCCCCACCCCGGGGCGGCCGGGCCGGCACCGUCCGCCGCCGCCGCCGCGCCCCCCGGGCCGCCGCCGCACCACGACCCGCACUCGGACGAGGACACGCCGACCUCGGACGACCUGGAGCAGUUCGCCAAGCAGUUCAAGCAGCGGCGCAUCAAACUGGGAUUUACCCAAGCGGACGUGGGGCUUGCUCUGGGCACCCUCUACGGCAACGUCUUCUCGCAGACCACCAUCUGCCGCUUCGAGGCCCUGCAGCUCAGCUUCAAGAACAUGUGCAAGCUGAAGCCUUUGUUGAACAAGUGGUUGGAGGAGGCGGACUCCUCCUCGGGCAGCCCCACCAGCAUAGACAAGAUCGCGGCGCAGGGCCGCAAGCGGAAAAAGCGCACCUCCAUCGAGGUGAGCGUCAAGGGCGCGCUGGAGAGCCACUUCCUCAAGUGCCCCAAGCCCUCCGCCCAGGAGAUCACCUCGCUCGCGGACAGCCUACAGCUGGAGAAGGAGGUGGUGAGAGUGUGGUUUUGUAACAGGAGACAGAAAGAGAAGCGCAUGACUCCCCCGGGAGGGACGCUGCCGGGCGCCGAGGACGUGUACGGGGCCAGCAGGGACACGCCGCCGCACCACGGGGUGCAGACCCCCGUGCAGUGAACUCGCGGCGGGGGCGCCCGGCCCCUCCUCCUCUCCUCCUCCUCCUCCUCCUUCUCCUCCUCUCCUUCCCCCAACUUUUGA